GGGCCGAGCCGCCUGGCGGGAACGACCGCGGUGAGGCGCGCGGCCCGGCUCCGCGGCGGCGCUUCGGGGCCAGGUGCUUCCGGCUCCCACCGGACGGAGGCGGGCUCGGCCGUGGUCUCGCUCGGCCGCGGAAGUGUGCUUUAGCGCACCGGAAGCCACCUCGGGGGUGAGCCAUGGCGGGUUUGCCAGUGAGAGACCCUGCGGUGGAUCGUUCCCUGCGCUCCGUCUUCGUGGGAAACAUCCCUUAUGAAGCUACUGAAGAACAACUGAAGGACAUCUUCUCUGAGGUUGGGCCUGUUGUUAGUUUCAGAUUGGUAUACGAUAGGGAGACAGGAAAACCAAAGGGCUAUGGCUUCUGCGAAUACCAAGACCAAGAGACAGCACUUAGUGCCAUGCGGAACUUGAAUGGGCGUGAAUUCAGUGGGAGAGCACUUCGAGUGGAUAAUGCUGCCAGUGAAAAGAACAAGGAGGAACUGAAGAGCCUUGGCACUGGUGCACCUGUCAUAGAGUCACCUUAUGGAGAAAGCAUCAGCCCUGAGGAUGCCCCUGAAUCCAUUAGCAAAGCAGUUGCCAGUCUUCCACCAGAACAGAUGUUUGAGUUGAUGAAACAAAUGAAGCUCUGUGUCCAGAAUAGUCCCCAGGAAGCACGAAACAUGUUGCUUCAGAAUCCACAACUGGCUUAUGCUUUGCUGCAAGCACAGGUAGUGAUGAGAAUUGUGGAUCCUGAGAUUGCCCUGAAAAUUCUGCAUCGCCAGACAAAUAUCCCAACGCUGAUUUCAGGCAACCCUCAGCCAGUUCAUGUUGCUGGGCCUGGCUCAGGACCCAAUGUUUCAAUGAACCAGCAGAAUCCGCAGGCCCCUCAGGCUCAAUCUUUGGGUGGAAUGCAUGUCAAUGGCGCACCUCCUAUGAUGCAAGCUUCUAUGCCAGGUGGAGUUCCAGCCCCAGUGCAGAUGGCAGCUGCUGUAGCAGGACCUGGCCCUGGUUCCUUAGCCCCUGCAGGAGUCAUGCAAGCCCAAGUUGGAAUGCAAGGAGCUGGACCAGUGCCCAUGGAACGAGGACAAGGAACCUUACAGCACUCGCCCGUGGGACCCGCCGGGCCUGCAUCAAUUGAGCGAGUUCAAGGGCAGAGAACAUGGAUGAUAUGGGCAUCUGUCCGAGGCUCUACUCCCUCCCUACUGGUGUCAGGAGGCUUGGAUGGAAUUGCAGUCUUGCCAAUGCAAGACCCCAGAGCAGCUAUGCAGAGGGGAGCCUUGCCUACCAACGUCCCAACUCCUCGUGGUCUUUUAGGUGAUGCUCCCAAUGACCCGCGGGGAGGCACUUUAAUGACUGUAACUGGAGACGUAGAACCUAGAGCUUACCUGGGACCACCACCACCACCUCAUCAGGGCCCACCCAUGCACCAUGUUCCUGGUCAUGAAGGUCGUGGACCGCCUCCACAUGACAUGAGGGGAGGACCCUUAGCUGAGCCAAGACCUUUAAUGGCAGAACCAAGAGGACCCAUGCUAGAUCAGAGGGGCCCACCUCUGGAUGCCAGAGGUGGAAGAGAUCCCCGAGGAUUAGAUGCACGGGGGAUGGAGGCCAGAGCCAUGGAAGCAAGAGGACUAGAUGCCAGAGGACUGGAAGCCCGUGCCAUGGAGGCCCGUGCCAUGGAGGCCCGUGCCAUGGAAGCCCGUGCCAUGGAGGCCCGUGCCAUGGAGGCUCGUGCCAUGGAGGCUAGAGGCAUGGACACCAGAGGCCCAGUACCUGGACCUAGAGGACCUAUGCCUAGUGGAAUCCAAGGUCCCAAUCCAAUGAACAUGGGGGCAGUUGUUCCCCAGGGAUCCAGACAGGUACCAGUCAUGCAGGGAGCAGGCAUGCAAGGAGCAAGCAUGCAAGGUGGAAGCCAGCCUGGUGGCUUUAGUCCUGGACAGAGCCAAGUCACACCCCAGGAUCAUGAGAAGGCUGCUUUGAUUAUGCAGGUCCUUCAGCUCACUGCAGAUCAGAUUGCCAUGCUGCCUCCUGAGCAAAGACAGAGUAUCCUAAUCUUAAAGGAACAGAUACAGAAAUCCACUGGGGCACCUUGAAAGGUUCUCAAAAAUAGCUGGCAACAAAUCUGGAUAUGUAAUUCCAUAACAUUUUUGAAAUUUUGAAAACAUAAUGACGUCUGCAUCCGAACCUCCCCGGAUGAGCCAGAUGGUGCCAGGUGGAGGUCUUGCAUCGCCAUUGCUCCAAAGGAAAGCAGUUUAUUCUGUUGUCGUAGUGUGUAUAUUUUCUGUGACAUUAAAUAAACUUUGAACACAAGUUUAACAUACUACAAAUUGAUAUACAUAAUCGUUUUGCUUUUAAGAAGCUAACAGCAAGGAUGUAAGCUUAACUGUGAUUUCUAACGUACUGCAGUAUCAUUCUUUAAUCUUACAUUGCCAUAGCUCUAUUCUUACUUUAGCAUAAGCAUUUAUUCUUCUUAAUGAUACUUGAGAAUUUCUCAGAAACAAUGUUUUCAGGAACUUUGAUUUUUUGUUGAAUUUGCUUUCAGUAAAGUAAUAACACUUUACCCCUUGAAAACUUUCUAGAGUCUCAGAGCUUUCUGGGAGGAAAAAAAAAGCAUGUGGUUAGAACUAAAAAUGAUCAGAAGGCCAACAAGCGAAGAGCGUACCACAACGUGUGUUUGCCUCCAGAAAUGCCAGUUAUCCAAGUGUGUUGUUUGGUCAGUAGCAGCUGUGAACAUACAUAGGACAAAGGCUCUUCUGGCACUGGUUUGAGUGUGUGUCAACAAUGCAAAAGAUUGUCGUAAAGCUCUUCUGUCUAGGUAGCCCGCUUUACAAGUUUAAAAAGCCACUGGUUUUCCACAUGAUCACAUUUAAUAAAGAAAACCAAGUGAAUAAAAUAUAUUCCAAUCUUUCAGAAAAUCACAAAGCUUUCAGCCCUAUCAUCUUAACUAAAUCCAUUCCAAGAACUUCAAACAUAAAACCCUAAAACUUUGACAUUUUCAAGUCUUUUAAGAGGACCAAGUAUAGAGCACCGGACCGCAAACCGCCCCUUAUGGUUGCCUGCUUCUUGCCAAGUACGACCAACUUGGAAGGCGAUUAGUGCCAUUAGCCUGUGCUAACCUGCAGGUUGCCUUGCCUUUUGUUCUCCCACAGUGGCAUUAAGGAGGAACUUGGUUUCUCUCCACCAGUUCGACCUCAAGACAUUUGAAGAGUUGCCUUAAUAAUUAUUAAGUUUACUAGCAUUAAUUGUAAGCUUAUUUGUAUUCCCAGAUCCCUACCCUCUACAUUAGGAUUAUGGGCAGGUGAAUUAAAAUCACUACUUAAGGCAUAAAAAGCAUAGUAGUACAUUGCUUACAUGCCAAGAAAAAGAAAGCAAAGAUAUUAAAAUUGAAGGAUUUUUCUCCAUAUAUUUUUAAUGAAAAUUUGCUGGAUAUGUCAUAUUAUAACCUGUCAAGAAAAAUAUAAAACAAGCACUCCUGCCUGCCUAUUCUACUCAUGCCCAGUUCAAUCCUGAUGUUAAUUAUGCAUGCACUUCUUUGUCAUUACCUUUUGUGCCUCCUGCAGAAGCAGUCCUUGCUGUGUUGAUUUUGGCAGCUGUCUUGACUUAAAAGCACCAGUGUAUUUAGAUGCAGAGACCAAGAGCAAAGUAUUUCUAGUGAGGAACUUGGGUUUUACACAACCAAUUCCAAAUCAAGAUAAGUGAAGCUGAAGUGAGUUGGGAAACAGUUGUCUAGUAGAAACCAUGUCCUGGAAAGCCAGCACAUUUUCCCAAAGCCUCAGUAAACUUAAUUUGCUUAGCAGGCAUUCAGGUGAAUAAAUUGACAAGAGCAAUGGCAUCCCAAUUCAUCACUAUGGAAACACUCAUCAGUGGUUGGUUGGUUUGUUUGCUGUUAUUUUUUACUGUUGUAAUAAUACAGUUAGCUACCCCACGUUCAUGAUCUGCCUUUAUUAUGUUCAAAACUAGAUAAUUGAAAACAAAAAUGUGUUCACUUUUGAUUAAUUAAUGGUACAAAUUAGAUGGUCUAGUGCUAACUCUAUAGAUUCAUUCUGCUAAAUGUCUGAGGUCAACUGCCUGAGUACAAUGAAGUGUGGAGUUUUCUUUCUCCCUGAAGAGCCUGCACCUUUGCGUGUAAUUCACCUUAACUAACAUCCCAGAGCCAGUGUGCUUAUUGUCCUGGUUGAUAGGAAAAAUCAACAUUUUUGUAGGAAAAAGAAUGACAUUUAGUGAAUGAUUCCUGAUUGAGUAAGACCUGGAAAAUAGCCAAAAUUAUAACUUUUUUUCUUUUUAUAAUACAUUCAUUAACAAACUCCUUUAACAACAACAACAAAAAGCAUAAAAGAGCUUCAGUUCAAUUAUCCCAUGAUGUACGUCAGGCCUUUCCAGUUAUUCCAAACAAUACAAAGUGACAAUAUAGUUGGCUUCUAACUAUAAUACAAAUUUGAUUACAGUUAAUAUACUUAAGAUAUUACUAGGAAAUUGUUCAAUAAACAAAAAGGAAAGUCAAUUAUUUUGACAAAGUAAUGUGUAAAUUGUUGGUCACACUGGAUUAGCUCAUGUGUAACAAUGUACUUAGUGGGUGAUAUGGGAGUGGGAAGCUUGGUCGUUCUAUGUUGUUUAUUUAUGAUUGUUGUUUUGUCGUGGAUUCAAUAAAUAUUUUAA
This is a messenger RNA of Mus caroli (Ryukyu mouse), 4626 nucleotides long. Lineage: Eukaryota; Metazoa; Chordata; Mammalia; Rodentia; Muridae. The record is from RefSeq and is a predicted model, not a curated record.